Messenger RNA from Panthera uncia (snow leopard), 1095 nucleotides. It is a transcript of the gene LIM2, whose product is annotated as lens intrinsic membrane protein 2. Lineage: Eukaryota; Metazoa; Chordata; Mammalia; Carnivora; Felidae. The coding region runs from base 1 to 639 and encodes 212 amino acids. Gene Ontology annotation, molecular function: structural constituent of eye lens. Gene Ontology annotation, cellular component: plasma membrane. The record is from RefSeq and is a predicted model, not a curated record. The transcript is spliced from 5 exons.
AUGUACAGCUUCAUGGGUGGCGGCCUCUUCUGUGCCUGGGUGGGGACCAUCCUCCUGGUGGUGGCCACAGCGACAGAUCACUGGAUGCAGUACCGGCUGUCCGGGUCCUUCGCCCACCAGGGCCUGUGGCGGUACUGUCUGGGCAACAAGUGCUACCUGCAGACAGAGAGCAUCGGUAAGGCUCCGGGGCCGGGUCGAGGCCGUGCCUGGGCCCCCCACAGGGCAGAACCUCCCCACCUGUUUUGCAGGUGGAGAACUGUGUGGUUCAGAGAGGGAAAGGGUGCUACCACAGCUUACUGGAAUGCCACCCGGGCCUUCAUGAUCCUGUCGUCCCUGUGCGCCACCUCGGGCAUCAUCAUGGGUAUCCUGGCCUUUGCUCAGCAGCCCGCCUUCACACGCCUCUCCCGGCCCUUCUCCGCGGGCAUCCUGUUUUUCGCCUCCACCUUUUUUGUCCUGUUGGCCUUGGCCAUUUACACUGGAGUCACUGUCAGCUUCCUCGGUCGCCGCUUCGGGGACUGGCGUUUUUCCUGGUCUUACAUCCUGGGCUGGGUGGCCUUGCUCAUGACCUUCUUCGCAGGGAUUUUCUACAUGUGUGCCUACCGGAUGCACGAAUGUCGGCGCCUGUCUGCUCCCCGCUGAGCCCAAUGUACCCCGACUUCAUCUGGAAGUGAAAAUAGGGCCGCUGAAAAAGAGGGGGAGGGUCUAGAGGCUACAAUCCUGGUUCCUUGUGGGCAGGAGGGGGCCCAGUCCUGGACUCUGGGUGGGGGGGCCUCUGAUUUCUGCAUCCCAAGGGGGAAGGAGGAAGAGUGGGGCCUGGUGGGAGGCAGUUGAGAAGACCCGAGGUCCAGCCCAUGAUGGGGGGUGUUAGAGAAAUGGAAUCUCCAUUAGAGCGACUUUUUGAGAGUCUAAUAAAACUGAUGUGAAACGACUGACGUGUGGUUCCUGAGGGGUUGGGGUGGUGACAGGUGUGAGCGGUGGAUGGGGUGGGGGUAAUUGUACUACUGCGGCCUAACCCACUCAGUUUGUGUGGGGACAGGGACAGACAUCAGCCACACAGUCCCCACCCAGGUGUUAACUACCCUUCAACUUCUAGGA